GGGACUAUUUUUGAAUGCGGAUGGAUAUCAGUGAGUGACGUAUGCAGCCUCCCCCAUAUAUGUAACGUUGCAGUGAACUACGGCAGUAUCAGACUUUUAGUCGACGCAGACAGAGCCAGAGCUUCUACGCUUGAGACUAAAAACUACGUGGCGAACGUUAAACCAUGCAGAUCUUUGUCAAGACCCUCACUGGCAAGACCAUCACCCUCGAGGUUGAGCCUAGUGACACAAUUGAAAAUGUCAAAGCUAAGAUCCAGGACAAGGAAGGCAUUCCCCCAGAUCAGCAGAGGCUGAUCUUUGCUGGCAAGCAGCUGGAAGAUGGCCGCACCCUCUCCGACUACAACAUCCAGAAGGAGUCCACCCUCCAUCUUGUCCUGCGGCUCAGGGGAGGCAUGCAGAUCUUCGUCAAGACCCUCACUGGCAAGACCAUCACCCUGGAGGUUGAGCCCAGCGACACCAUUGAAAAUGUUAAGGCCAAGAUCCAGGACAAGGAAGGUAUUCCCCCAGAUCAGCAGAGGCUGAUCUUUGCUGGCAAGCAGCUGGAAGAUGGCCGCACCCUCUCCGACUACAACAUCCAGAAAGAGUCCACCCUCCAUCUUGUCCUGCGUCUCAGGGGAGGCAUGCAGAUCUUCGUCAAGACCCUCACUGGCAAGACCAUCACCCUGGAGGUUGAGCCCAGCGACACCAUUGAAAAUGUUAAGGCCAAGAUCCAGGACAAGGAAGGUAUUCCCCCAGAUCAGCAGAGGCUGAUCUUUGCUGGCAAGCAGCUGGAAGAUGGCCGCACCCUCUCCGACUACAACAUCCAGAAAGAGUCCACCCUCCAUCUUGUCCUGCGUCUCAGGGGAGGCAUGCAGAUCUUCGUCAAGACCCUCACUGGCAAGACCAUCACCCUGGAGGUUGAGCCCAGCGACACCAUUGAAAAUGUUAAGGCCAAGAUCCAGGACAAGGAAGGUAUUCCCCCAGAUCAGCAGAGGCUGAUCUUUGCUGGCAAGCAGCUGGAAGAUGGCCGCACCCUCUCCGACUACAACAUCCAGAAGGAGUCCACCCUCCAUCUUGUCCUGCGUCUCAGGGGAGGCAUGCAGAUCUUCGUCAAGACCCUCACUGGCAAGACCAUCACUCUUGAGGUUGAGCCCAGCGACACCAUUGAAAAUGUUAAGGCCAAGAUCCAGGACAAGGAAGGUACCCCAGAUCAGCAGAGGCUGAUCUUUGCUGGCAAGCAGCUGGAAGAUGGCCGCACCCUCUCCGACUAUAACAUCCAGAAGGAGUCCACCCUCCAUCUUGUCCUGCGUCUCAGGGGAGGCAUGCAGAUCUUCGUCAAGACCCUCACUGGCAAGACCAUCACCCUGGAGGUUGAGCCCAGCGACACCAUUGAAAAUGUUAAGGCCAAGAUCCAGGACAAGGAAGGUACCCCAGAUCAGCAGAGGCUGAUCUUUGCUGGCAAGCAGCUGGAAGAUGGCCGCACCCUCUCCGUAAACAUCCAGAAGGAGUCCACCCUCCAUCUUGUCCUGCGUCUCAGGGGAGGCAUGCAGAUCUUCGUCAAGACCCUCACUGGCAAGACCAUCACUCUUGAGGUUGAGCCCAGCGACACCAUUGAAAAUGUUAAGGCCAAGAUCCAGGACAAGGAAGGUAUUCCCCCAGAUCAGCAGAGGCUGAUCUUUGCUGGCAAGCAGCUGGAAGAUGGCCGCACCCUCUCCGACUAUAACAUCCAGAAGGAGUCCACCCUCCAUCUUGUCCUGCGUCUCAGGGGAGGCAUGCAGAUCUUCGUCAAGACCCUCACUGGCAAGACCAUCACCCUGGAGGUUGAGCCCAGCGACACCAUUGAAAAUGUUAAGGCCAAGAUCCAGGACAAGGAAGGUAUUCCCCCAGAUCAGCAGAGGCUGAUCUUUGCUGGCAAGCAGCUGGAAGAUGGCACCCUCUCCGACUACAACAUCCAGAAGGAGUCCAUCCAUCUUGUCCUGCGUCAGGGAGGCAUGCAGAUCUUCGUCAAGACCCUCACUGGCAAGACCAUCACUCUUGAGGUUGAGCCCAGCGACACCAUUGAAAAUGUUAAGGCCAAGAUCCAGGACAAGGAAGGUAUUCCCCCAGAUCAGCAGAGGCUGAUCUUUGCUGGCAAGCAGCUGGAAGAUGGCCGCACCCUCUCCGACUAUAACAUCCAGAAGGAGUCCACCCUCCAUCUUGUCCUGCGUCUCAGGGGAGGCAUGCAGAUCUUCGUCAAGACCCUCACUGGCAAGACCAUCACUCUUGAGGUUGAGCCCAGCGACACCAUUGAAAAUGUUAAGGCCAAGAUCCAGGACAAGGAAGGUAUUCCCCCAGAUCAGCAGAGGCUGAUCUUUGCUGGCAAGCAGCUGGAAGAUGGCCGCACCCUCUCCGACUACAACAUCCAGAAAGAGUCCACCCUCCAUCUUGUCCUGCGUCUGAGGGGAGGUAUGCAGAUCUUCGUCAAGACCCUCACGGGCAAGACCAUCACCCUGGAGGUUGAGCCCAUCGACACCAUUGAAAAUGUUAAGGCCAAGAUCCAGGACAAGGAAGGCAUUCCCCCAGAUCAGCAGAGGCUGAUCUUUGCUGGCAAGCAGCUGGAAGAUGGCCGCACCCUCUCCGACUACAACAUCCAGAAGGAGUCCACCCUCCAUCUUGUCCUGCGGCUGAGAGGCGGCAUGCAGAUCUUUGUGAAGACCCUCACGGGCAAGACCAUCACCCUCGAGGUUGAGCCCAGUGACACCAUUGAAAAUGUCAAGGCCAAGAUCCAGGACAAGGAAGGCAUUCCCCCAGAUCAGCAGAGGCUGAUCUUUGCUGGCAAGCAGCUGGAAGAUGGCCGCACCCUCUCCGACUACAACAUCCAGAAGGAGUCCACCCUCCAUCUUGUCCUGCGUCUGAGGGGAGGUAUGCAGAUCUUCGUCAAGACCCUCACUGGCAAGACCAUCACCCUGGAGGUUGAGCCCAGCGACACCAUUGAAAAUGUCAAGGCCAAGAUCCAGGACAAGGAAGGCAUUCCCCCAGAUCAGCAGAGGCUGAUCUUUGCUGGCAAGCAGCUGGAAGAUGGCCGCACCCUCUCCGACUACAACAUCCAGAAGGAGUCCACCCUCCAUCUUGUCCUGCGUCUGAGGGGAGGUAUGCAGAUCUUCGUCAAGACCCUCACUGGCAAGACCAUCACCCUGGAGGUUGAGCCCAGCGACACCAUUGAAAAUGUCAAGGCCAAGAUCCAGGACAAGGAAGGUAUUCCCCCAGAUCAGCAGAGGCUGAUCUUUGCUGGCAAGCAGCUGGAAGAUGGCCGCACCCUCUCCGACUACAACAUCCAGAAGGAGUCCACCCUCCAUCUUGUCCUGCGUCUGAGGGGUGGGCAAUAAAUUAUCCCUAGAUAUUACUUGAUUAACAUGACAACCUGACCAAAUAAAAGAUGAGAUUGAA
Molecule: messenger RNA, 3405 nt
Organism: Hippoglossus stenolepis (Pacific halibut)
Lineage: Eukaryota; Metazoa; Chordata; Actinopteri; Pleuronectiformes; Pleuronectidae
Gene: ubb
Product: ubiquitin B
Biological process (GO): modification-dependent protein catabolic process; protein ubiquitination
Cellular component (GO): nucleus; cytoplasm
Molecular function (GO): ubiquitin protein ligase binding; protein tag activity
Source: RefSeq, a predicted model, not a curated record